AUGACCAAAGGGAGGCGGUUCAACCCGCCUUUGGACAAGGUUGGAAGAUGGUUCCCUCACAUUGGACUGGUACAGAAGACACCAGAAUCCACCACGAGUGCUACCCUGAAGGAGAUCCACUGCCCACACUUGUCUCAGCAGGUAGAGAUGAAGCUGCCGCCAAUAUACAAAAUCCGAGAGAAGCAAGCAGCAAACAAAAGUUUCCCCUUCUCUGUGCAUGACAAUCGCUACAGUUUUGAGAACUCUGGAUACUAUUUUGACUAUGGCUUGGGACGGAAGAAGAUCUCACCAGAGAAAAGGCAACACAUUUCUAGGAAUUUCAAUCUCUGGGCCUGCGACUUCAUCCCGUCACAUUUUGAUGGCCUUUCAAAUACCAGAACAUCAUAUGUACACAAGGAAGCCAUGGUCAUCUCAACUUUCCGACGCUUCCCUAGAUGUUACGAUGAAAAAUGGAGUGCCUUCAAGUUUGUUCCCCGCAAAGCCUACACAGAGUUUUUGGAAAACCAGCCAAAUGAGGAGCUUUCUGAUGACACAAAGGCUGUCUCUCCACAGGAGCCCUAA
Arvicola amphibius (Eurasian water vole) is the source of this 561-nucleotide messenger RNA. RefSeq names its product testis expressed 36 (gene Tex36). The record is from RefSeq and is a predicted model, not a curated record. Lineage: Eukaryota; Metazoa; Chordata; Mammalia; Rodentia; Cricetidae. The coding region runs from base 1 to 561 and encodes 186 amino acids. The transcript is spliced from 4 exons.